CUUUUUAUGAAUCAAUGUUAGUAAAAUUAAAGAUUGAGCUUUUUUAAAUAAAGCUGUUGAUUAAAUAUACAAGCUUUUAUGAAAUUGAUAUGACAUAUCGAUUGAAAAAUUGUGUCUCGAGUUUCGACCGCGUGUGAUAAUUUAUUUAUAAAUACGUUAAAGUGAAUUUACAAAUUAUUAAAGAUCAGGUAUAAAUCCGUGAUUAAUUGAUAUGGCGUUUCACUAUACAAGCCAAUCCCAGUUAGGUAAGUUUCAUUCAAUAUGCCUCGGAUCUGACUGCGAAUACAAGGGCGAUAUUGAUUUUUCACGUUUAAAAAUAAAUGUCCGCACAGGGCCGCAGAAUUUUCUCGUUGGCGGCGGUUCUGAGUCAAUCGACUUCCGCGAUCCAUUCGGUACUAGUAACAAAAUGAACGAUACCACCGCAGAAUUCGUUUCAAAAUCAAACCCGACCACCUCCAAGGUAGUUGUCGAAGAUAACAAUAAAGACGAUAAUAGUCAAAGUCCUCCUCAAAAAUCACGGAAAGAUCGCCGAUUGGAACGAGGGUCAAGACGCGAUCGAAGGGAAUCUGAUAAAACUCGUGAUGACUCCGAUUCUAACCUCUCUAAUACCCCGGAAGUGAUUCCCAUUCAAAACGGGAUACCUCCGAAUGUAUGGGGUGGAGUUAUGGGGAUGGGUUAUCCGAUGGUUGGUGUAAAUAUGAUUAUGGACCCAAAUAUGAUGUCGAUGGGGAAUUACGGGAUGAUUCCUCCGAUGAUGGCACCAGAUCCGAAUAUUAUUCCUACAGAACCAAGUAUUAUUAUUAACCCAGUUAAAGAAAUUAUACAUUGCAAGAGUUGUACGUUAUUUCCCCCAAAUCCAAACGCCCCACCUCCGACUACACGAGAAAGGCCACCGGGGUGUAGAACAGUUUUCGUAGGUGGUCUCCCAGAGAAUAUGACCGAAGAAAUAAUUACCGAAGUUUUUGAACGUUGUGGAGAGAUAACUACGUUACGUUUAAGCAAAAAAAAUUUUUGUCAUAUCCGAUUUGUUUAUGAAGCAUCCAUCGAUUCAGCUAUUUUUCUUUCUGGGUAUCGAAUUCGUAUUGGUUCUAAUAAUGAUCCCCCAAAUACUGGACGUUUACAUGUUGAUUAUGCUCAGGCGAGAGAUGACCAAUAUGAAUGGGAAUGUAGACAACGGCAAUUACAAAGAGAACAACGGCACCGAGAACGAAUGGAAGAGGAGCGAUUAAGACCACCAUCACCACCACCAGUUGUACAUUAUACAGAUCAUGAAGCUUCGGCUGUUUCUGAGAAAUUAAAGCAAGAUGAUACUUUUACGAAAGCUGUGCAGAUUGUGAUAACAUGGUUAGAACGAGGGGAUUGCAGUAAAAGAAACGCAAAUACUUUUUAUUCGAUGAUCCAAUCGACGAAUUCGCAUGUUCGAAGACUACUUAAUGAAAAAACUCAAUACGAAGAUGAAUUGAUGAAGGCUCGGGAAAUAAUGAAAGGACGGAUGCAGGGGAUUUUAUUACAAUUCAGUCAAAUCGAGCGUUUGUUCUCGGCCGCCUGCCAUAAGAAGGUUUGGGACCAUUUCACCAAAGCGCAAAGAAAGAACAUUGAACUGUGGAAAAAGCAAUCGAUGGAGAUAAAAAAUGUUCAACUUGAUGGCGAAAUAAGCGUUGAAAAAGCCGAUGAUGAAAUGGACGUUUCCGAUGAAGAAGAAACAAUUAGGAAAAAACCCAGAACUGAUAUGAUUAAUCAAGAAGACGUACUUAGGGAGGAAAAUAAUAAUUUACGCAUGCAAGUUGAAGCUUAUAAAAAUGAGGUUGAAGUUGUUAAAAUGGAUUUAAAAAAAGAUAUUGAUGAAAAAGAUAAACAAUUUAAAAUGCUUCAACAAACCUUACAAGGGAUGCAACAACAAUUAAUAGAAGCUAAACGUAAACAAAUUGAAGAAGAAACCAAAGUAAAAGAGCUCCAAUUAAAAAUAUCAAAAGAAAAAAAAUCACAAAUCGAUAACAAUAUCGUUAAUUUGGAAGAUAAUGAAUCUGAUAAAGCUGAAAGUGUAUGUAGUAUUAAUGAAAGUUUAGAAACGAUUUCCACACAACCUUUAUCUGAAAAGGAAGCGAAGUUAAUAGGGAUUAUCUCAACGUUUCUUAACGUCCAUCCUUUCGGAGCCGGCUUAGAUUAUAUUUGGUCGUAUGUUAGUAAAUUAGAAACAAAUUUACGACCUGCCGAUAUCGAAUUAUUAAUGUCCAAGUUUCCCGCAGUCUUUAAACAAGAACUUGUGGGGAUCGGAGCUAAUAUUGAACGCCGAUGGCAAUUUUAUGCUUAUAAACAAGCGUAAAAAUAUAGAGAAUAUAAAUAAUUAUAUUGAAGUGUAUCCUUUAUUUUAUUUUUUGUGAUAUUUUUCUCCUUUUCUGUUCUGAUUGUAUUGUUGAAUGGAUGAAAAUAAAAAAAGAUAUAAUAAGAAA
Molecule: messenger RNA, 2450 nt
Organism: Onthophagus taurus
Lineage: Eukaryota; Metazoa; Arthropoda; Insecta; Coleoptera; Scarabaeidae
Product: ecto-NOX disulfide-thiol exchanger 2
Biological process (GO): ultradian rhythm
Cellular component (GO): external side of plasma membrane; plasma membrane
Molecular function (GO): RNA binding; oxidoreductase activity
Source: RefSeq, a predicted model, not a curated record